This is a messenger RNA of Aedes aegypti (yellow fever mosquito), 580 nucleotides long. RefSeq lists its product as uncharacterized. The coding region runs from base 97 to 558 and encodes 153 amino acids. The transcript has 2 exons. The record is from RefSeq and is a predicted model, not a curated record. Lineage: Eukaryota; Metazoa; Arthropoda; Insecta; Diptera; Culicidae.
AAUAUUAAUAACAAAACAAAUUCGAGUAAUCGUACAUCCUCGUCGUAGAUUCCCAUUAGCGGAUAAACUUUGUAUAGUUAUAGUUAUCACUUAAUCAUGUCCAAGUCCUUGGUGAAAAAAGCUUUAGCAUUAGUUGAGGAAGGGCUCUCCGAUGCAGGCAAGAAGUCAGCAACAUCCAAAGACAAGAAGCGUAAAUCGGACGACUCCGAUAUCAUGCCUCGACACCACAAAAUGGUACGCUACGUGGGGAAAAAGGGCCACAAGGAAGCCAAGGAUGUUCUACGCCGGUCGGAAAGUCUCACCGUCAUGGAAGCUCGCAAACGGAUACAGAACCGCAAGGACAACACCGAGGACAACGUACGUAAAUUGCUUCUUUUGAGUUCGGCCGAUAUCGGAGAGGAAGCAGGUGCGAAAUUGGUGAAACGUGCGCAAACGGGACGGUAUGUGGUCAAAGCGGACGAGUUCCUGGACAAGAAGGAAAGCAAAGAGAGCGUGUUCGAUGAGGAGGACUUCAAGAAGUUUGAACAAGAGUUGUUUUGUAGUGUAUUGAAUCAAUGAAACUGUUAUAGGGUAAGUUUAA